CUAAAAUGCGCUUCACAGCAGCUAAAUUAUUUGUUUGAAUUAUUGCAAUUUUAUUUUUUUACUACAUCAACAACCUUGACCAUUGUGAAUGAUUGCGUUUCCAAUUUCACAAAUGGGACAUAAACAAAAAACAUCUGAUUGGACGCGAAAUUUCACAUUCUUAUUGGCCAGGGGGUGUAGUGGUGUUGCGCUUAUUUACGAAAUACCUAAUAGUAAACAAAACACGUGCAUAUUAUCAGUGUGACUGCAAUACAUCCGAUUUCAUUUGUGUUUCUAGUGCGCGAGUGAAAGCAACGUUCAGUUUAAAAGUGUAUUUUAAUAAGAUCGAGUAAAGAUGCCCAUUAUAGACCCAAACACUUUGGUUAAACUACAAAAAGACAUCGAACGUGUGCGUAAUAUCUGCAUUUUGGCACAUGUCGAUCACGGCAAGACCACACUGGCUGACUCACUUGUCGCUAGCAAUGGCAUCAUUUCGCAACGUAUGGCAGGCAAAUUACGUUAUCUGGACACGCGUCAAGAUGAGCAGGAACGUGGCAUAACAAUGAAGAGCAGCAGCAUAUCGCUGUAUUAUCGUGGCAGCGCUAAGAAUGAUGGCAACGAACAAGAUUAUCUGGUUAAUCUGAUAGAUUCGCCUGGACAUGUUGACUUCUCCAGUGAAGUCUCAACAGCGGUGCGCUUGUGCGAUGGCGCAAUCGUUGUGGUUGAUGUAGUCGAAGGUGUUUGUCCGCAAACGCGCGCAUGCUUAGAACAAGUUUACAAGGAACAGCUAAAGCCUGUUUUGGUAUUAAAUAAAAUUGAUCGUCUCAUAUUGGAGAUGAAGCUAACGCCGUUAGAUGCCUACUUUCACAUACUGCAAAUUUUAGAGCAAGUAAAUGCGGUACUCGGCAGCAUAUUUGCCUCGGAUGUGUUUUCUAAGGAGGACAUCACCAAUAAGGACAACUAUGAGUCGGCUUUAGAAGACGUAGACGAUUCAAGUUUAUACUUCUCUCCAACUGACGGUAAUGUGAUUUUUUGCUCUGCUUAUGACGGUUGGGCUUUCUCUGUGAGCGACUUUGCCAGAACUUAUGCUGAACGUUUAGAAAUACCGCAAGCUGACCUCGAACAAGUACUCUGGGGAGACUUCUUUUACAAUUCUAAAAAGAAAUGUGCCGUUCCUGGUGCACAGGAGAAGGCCAAGAAACCCAUGUUCGUGCAGUUCGUGUUAGAGAAUAUCUGGAGUCUCUACGAUAUCAUCGCUGUGCGCAAAGAUAAAGAAAAGCUGCCGAUCAUUGCCGAGAAAUUAGGCAUAAAGCUGCAAGCACGUGAUUUACGUGUCGCCGAUGCCAAAGCACAAAUAAAAACUGUGCUCGGCCAGUGGCUGCCCAUCGAUCGCACGGUCUUAGAGAUGGUGGUGCGUCAUGUACCGGCGCCAAAUGUAAUCUCCGAUGAGCGCGCAGAAAGGUUGCUCUUUCCACAAAAUGUCGAGUUAAACAGUUAUCCAGCGGAAACCUUGUUGCUGAAAGAGGAGUUCAAAUGCUGCAAUAGCGACAGUGAAAACAUCAUUGUAUUUGUUUCCAAGAUGGCACCUGUGCAUGUCUCACAAUUGCCGCAAAAUAAGCAGCGGCGCUUAACGGAGGAUGAGCUACGUUUGCGGCGAGAAGAAGUGCGUCGGCGCAUAGAAGAGCGUAAACAAGCGGCUGAAAAGGCGGAAUUGGAGAAUCUUACUGCUGGCGUAGAGCAGCUAAACGUUGAAGAAACCACCGCUGUGCCCUCAAACAACAGUGAGUGUCAAGACGUGUCCAAACAAGAAGAAGCAGAAAAGUCGGAUUACGUUUUUGUUGCAUUUGCGCGUAUCUUCAGUGGUACACUGCGUCCGGGCAUGCGUCUGUACAACCUCACACCUAAACAUGACCCUCGAAAUAAAGAUCAGCUGAAUUUGAAUUCGCCUUACAUAAGCGAAGUGUCGAUUGGUGAUCUGUAUAUGUUUAUGGGCGGUGAAUUGCAAUCGCUGGAUGAAGUGCCGGCGGGUAAUAUUGUGGGCAUUGGCGGUCUGGACCAGGAUAUCGUCAAGACCGCUACAUUGAGCAACACCAUCAAUUGCACCUCAUUUAGUGAGCUCAACCUAAUGGCCACGCCCAUAUUGCGUGUGGCAAUUGAGCCGGUGAACCCGCAGGACCUACCCAAACUUGUGAAGGGGCUUAAAUUGCUGAAUCAGGCUGAUGCGUGUGUACAAGUAUCGAUGGCGCCCACGGGCGAGCAUGUAAUCACCACUUUGGGUGAAGUGCAUGUGGAGAAAUGUGUGCGCGAUCUGGAAGAAAGUUAUGCCAAGAUAAAAGUCAAUGUAUCUGAACCAAUAGUGUCCUUCCGUGAGACCAUAGUGCCCGCAGCCACAGUGGACAUGGUCAAUGAAGCUAUUAUAAAGACGGCCACCGAUAAGGACAUAACCAAAAAGAUUAUCACACAGCAAACGGCUAAUAAAUUGGGCACACUACGCAUUAUUGCAUUGCCACUGCCACAAAGCGCAGUUGAUUUGCUGGAAAAAUACUUAAGCCUCUUUAAGGAGUUGGCAGCGAAUAGCAAAGGCAUUGCUGUGUCGGAUAAAUAUGCCACGCUCUUGGCGCAAUUGAAAACGCAAUUAGCGAACGCCUUAACUGAGUUCGAUCUUAAGGGUCUCUCAGCACUAACGCCCAAUGAGUUGGUCGAACGCAUCUGGGCGCUUGGACCACGCAAUUGCGGCUCUAACAUACUCUUGAACCUGAGCGACUAUGAGCAACCAAAUUUUUGGCACUCGUUGACGCAUCAAACAGACAAUGAUGCCGUUACUAAAGUGGCGAGCGAUGUUCGUCGUGACUAUAACAGCUCAUUUGUGAAUGGUUUUCAGUUGGUCACCGCUGCGGGGCCGCUCUGUGAGGAGCCCAUGCAAGGUGUUGCCUUUGUGGUGCUCGAGUGGUCGGUGGAGGCGGGAGAGGAGUUGAAUUCCAAGUCGUACGGUCCAUUUUCUGGCCAAGUGCUAACUGCAGCGAAGGAGUCUUGCCGCAUGGCAUUCCAGGCACAGCCGCAACGUUUGGUCAGCCCCAUGUACAGCUGUAACAUUGUGGUGAAUGCGGAAGUUUUAGGUAAGUGCAAUAAAGACGUUUCUAUGUCGGCAAUAAAGCAUAAAUACUAUUUACCGACGAUUGGCGGGCGACGACAGCCGAGAAUGUGGCAUAAUAAAACAGCUGCAGCCACAGCCAACGACCAAAAGUGUACCAACGGUGCAAGUAGGUGUGAUGACAUUCACUUAAGUGUGUGUGUGUUUACGUCCACUUCGAAUGGUUGGUUUGUGAAUUGCGAAUUGCCGCUGAGUGAGUGUGACUUGUUGACCAACAAACAAAUACUGCGAAUGUCCAAGCAACGAACGACAAUGGCAACAACAAGUGUAGGUGAACGUGUGGCAUGCCACCAGCACAUUGACAAUUUUAUUAAUAGUCCGUAGCUUGUAACAAUUGUGGUGGAGUUGCUGUGGCAACAAUUGUUAUUAUUGUUUUUGUUGCCAUUGCGAUUGCCAAGGAGAGAAUUUUCUAUCGAAUAUCAAACAAUGAAUGUGCAACGCUGACGUUUCAGACACACAUACUGUCCGCAGAUAUUGGCACUAAUAACCAUUCAAGUGUACGACGAGAAGAGUUCCACACGCACACACAAAA
Messenger RNA from Zeugodacus cucurbitae (melon fly), 3662 nucleotides. RefSeq names its product elongation factor-like GTPase 1. Lineage: Eukaryota; Metazoa; Arthropoda; Insecta; Diptera; Tephritidae. The transcript is spliced from 8 exons. The record is from RefSeq and is a predicted model, not a curated record. Bases 335 to 3454 code for a protein of 1039 amino acids. Gene Ontology annotation, cellular component: cytosol; ribonucleoprotein complex. Gene Ontology annotation, molecular function: GTPase activity; GTP binding; ribosome binding. Gene Ontology annotation, biological process: cytosolic ribosome assembly.